Molecule: messenger RNA, 1064 nt
Organism: Euleptes europaea (tarantolino)
Lineage: Eukaryota; Metazoa; Chordata; Lepidosauria; Squamata; Sphaerodactylidae
Gene: OPTC
Product: opticin
Exons: 6
Coding region: 5-1012 (335 amino acids)
Molecular function (GO): protein binding
Source: RefSeq, a predicted model, not a curated record
CAGAAUGCAGCCUGCAGCUUUGAUGAGUGCAAUAUCCGCCCUGACUUUUGCACUGGCUCCAGCAGCUCUGUCUAAGGAAGAUGGAAAGAAAAAGAAGCUGAAAACUGACUUUCUGUCUUAUAACAGCCUGGAUCUAGACAGUGAUGACCUCAGCCUAGACAAUUAUGGAGAAAUCAUUGAUCUCAGUAAUUAUGAGGAUAUCUAUGAUUAUGGGGAUCUGGCAUCAAAGAUUGAAGUUGAUACCUUGGCCCCUCCCACCAAGCACUUUCCGCAACCCCUGAGCACAACAUCUGUGCCAGCUGAAGCUCCACAAAGCAAACCACCAAGCUCCACAGCAGCCAGGGCUAAGGGGCCAGGUCUCUUUGGGUCCAUAACAAAUCAGGGUCUUCCCACCUGCUUGAUCUGUGUGUGUAUCAGAAGCUCUGUGUACUGCGAUGACACCGAUCUAGAAGACAUCCCUCCUCUGCCCUUAGAGACUGCAUACUUCUAUGCACGCUUCAAUCGCAUCAAUCGGAUUCAAGCCAGUGACUUCACUGGACUCACAAAACUGAAACGAAUUGACUUGACAAACAACUUUAUUUCCUGGGUGGAUGAAGACUCUUUCCGGCUGCUGCCCUCUUUGCGAGAACUUAUCCUCCCUGAAAACAAGUUAACUUCCCUGCCCGAGUUGCCCAGUGGCAUUAUACAACUGGAUGCCCGCUUUAACAUGAUCCAGAGUUCAGGCAUCCGACCUGAAGCCUUCCAGGAUCUGAAGAAGCUGCAGUUCCUUUAUCUAGCUGAUAACAAACUGGACUAUAUCCCAGUGCCCCUGCCUGAGGGACUACGGUCUCUGCAUCUACAGAACAACAACAUCCAGACUAUGCAUGAAGAUGCAUUUUGCAAUAGCAGAGAUCACAGUUACAUCCGUUGGGCCCUGGAGGACAUUCGCUUGGAUGGCAACCCCAUCAACUUGAGCUUUUUCCCCGAUGCAUAUUUCUGUCUGCCUCGUCUACCCACAGGGCGUUUCUACUGAAUGAACCAUUCAUCUCAUCCACCAGCCACAGGGGUUGUUUGGAAAUAAGACC